Molecule: messenger RNA, 3923 nt
Organism: Phacochoerus africanus (Common warthog)
Lineage: Eukaryota; Metazoa; Chordata; Mammalia; Artiodactyla; Suidae
Gene: ACAP3
Product: ArfGAP with coiled-coil, ankyrin repeat and PH domains 3
Exons: 24
Coding region: 89-2590 (833 amino acids)
Cellular component (GO): cytoplasm
Molecular function (GO): GTPase activator activity; protein binding
Source: RefSeq, a predicted model, not a curated record
GCCGAGCGCGGCGCGGGAGGGCUGGCCGGGGAUGCCGCUCUGGGCGCCGCGGUCCUCGUGCCAGUGAGCGCCGCGCGCCGCCGCAGCCAUGACGGUGGAGUUCGAGGAGUGCAUCAAGGACUCGCCGCGCUUCAGGGCAACUAUUGACGAGGUGGAGACGGACGUGGUUGAGAUCGAGGCCAAGCUGGACAAGCUGGUUAAGCUGUGCAGCAGCAUGAUCGAGGCCGGCAAAGCCUAUGUCACAACCAAUAGGCUCUUCGUGAGUGGCGUCCGCGACCUGUCCCAGCAGUGCCAGGGGGACGCCGUCAUCUCGGAAUGUCUGCAGAGGUUCGGAGACAGCCUCCAGGAGAUGGUCAGCUACCACAUGAUCCUGUUUGACCAGGCCCAGAGGUCUGUGCGCCAACAGCUCCACAACUUCAUCAAAGAGGACGUGCGGAAGUUCAAGGAAACCAAGAAGCAGUUUGACAAAGUCCGGGAGGACAUGGAGCUGUCCCUGGUGAGGAAUGCCCAGGCCCCGAGGCACCGGCCCCACGAGGUGGAGGAGGCCACAGGUGCCCUGACCCUCACCCGGAAGUGCUUCCGCCACCUGGCCCUGGACUACGUGCUCCAGAUCAACGUCCUUCAGGCCAAGAAGAAGUUCGAGAUUUUGGAUUCUAUGCUGUCCUUCAUGCACGCCCAGUACAGCUUCUUCCAGCAGGGCCACAGCCUGCUGCACCAGCUGGACCCCUACAUGAAGAAGCUGGCGGCUGAGCUCGACCAGCUGGUGAUCGACUCGGCAGUGGAGAAGCGGGAGAUGGAGCGCAAGCACGCCGCCAUCCAGCAGAGGACGCUGUUGCAGGACUUCUCCUACGAUGAGCCCAAGGUGGAGUUCGACGUGGAUGCACCCAGCGGUGUGGUGAUGGAGGGCUACCUCUUCAAGAGGGCCAGCAACGCCUUUAAGACAUGGAACCGGCGCUGGUUCUCCAUCCAGAACAGUCAGCUGGUCUACCAAAAGAAGCUCAAGGACGUGCUGACCGUGGUGGUGGACGACCUCCGGCUCUGCUCCGUGAAGCCCUGUGAGGAUACUGAGCGACGGUUCUGCUUUGAGGUCGUGUCACCCACCAAGAGCUGCAUGCUGCAGGCUGACUCGGAGAAACUGCGGCAAGCCUGGGUGCAGGCUGUGCAAGCCAGCAUCGCAUCCGCCUACCGGGAGAGCCCCGACAGCUGCUACAGCGAGAGGCUGGACCGCACGGCGUCCCCGUCCACGAGCAGCAUCGACUCCGCCACAGACUCUAGGGAGCGCAGUGUCAAGGGCGAGAGUGUGCUGCAGCGGGUGCAGGGUGUGGCCGGCAACAGCCAGUGUGGGGACUGCGGCCAGCCGGACCCGCGCUGGGCCAGCAUCAACCUGGGCGUGCUGCUCUGCAUCGAGUGCUCGGGCAUCCACAGGAGCCUGGGUGUCCACUGCUCCAAGGUGCGGUCCCUGACUCUGGACUCAUGGGAGCCAGAGCUGCUGAAGCUGAUGUGUGAGCUGGGAAACAGCACCAUGAACCAGAUCUACGAGGCCCAGUGUGAGGGGCUGGGCAGCAGGAAGCCCACGGCCAACAGCCCCAGGCAGGACAAGGAGGCCUGGAUCAAGGACAAAUAUGUGGAAAAGAAGUUUGUGCGGAAGCUACCCUCAGCCCCGGCCAGGGAGGCCCCGCGGCGCUGGCGGGGUCAGAAGUGCCAGCGCUACCACAGCUCUCCACGUGCCCCCACCCCCCGCCGCCAAGUCCGGAUGGAGCCUGUCCUGCCCUCAGUGGCUGCUCUGUGUUCAGCGGGCUCCGUGGAGCCCAGGUUCCGCAGAGAUUCCCUCUUCUGCCCGGAUGAGCUGGACUCCCUCUUCUCCUACUUCGACGCAGGGGCUGCUGCAGCCGGGCCACGCAGUCUGAGCAGCGACAGUGGCUUGGGGGGCAGCUCGGACGGCAGCUCAGAUGUCCUGGCCUUCGGCGUGGGCUCCGUGGUGGGCAGCGUCACGGAGGAGGAGGGUGCCGAGUCCGAGGAGUCCAGCGGCGAGGCUGACGGAGAGGCAGAGGCCUGGGGCCUGGCAGACGUGCGCGAGCUUCAUCCUGGGCUGCUGGCGCACCGCGCAGCGCGCACAAGCGACCUCCCCGCCCUGGCCACGGCGCUGGCGCACGGGGCCGAGGUCAACUGGGCGGACGCCGAGGACGAGGGCAAGACGCCGCUGGUGCAGGCUGUGCUAGGGGGCUCCUUGAUCGUCUGUGAAUUCCUCCUGCAAAACGGAGCGGAUGUGAACCAAAGAGACAGCCGGGGCCGGGCGCCCCUGCACCACGCCACGCUCCUGGGCCGCACCGGCCAGGUCUGCCUGUUCUUGAAGCGCGGGGCGGACCAGCACGCCUUGGAUCACGCGCAGCAGGACCCACUAAGCAUCGCGGUGCAGGAGGCGAACGCGGACAUCGUCACGCUGCUCCGUCUGGCGCGCAUGGCCGAGGAGAUGCGCGAGGCCGAGGCGCCCCCCGGCCAGCCGGGGCCCCUGGCGGGCAGCAGCCCCACGGAGCUCCAGUACCGCCGGUGCAUCCAGGACUUCAUCAGCCUCCACCUGGAGGAGAGCUAGGCGGCCGGGCCUGCCUGCCGGGCUGCAGCCCCGCGGGUGAGGACCGCGGGCUUGGCCGCCGCGAGCCCCAGUGCUCAGGGCAGCCCCGGAGCCCCUGCUGCCUGCGCUGCCCUCCUCGGAGCUGCCCCGACCCCGGAGCUGGGAGCCGGGAGAAGGGCCCUGGCACCGAGUCCUCGGAAGCUCCAGGAGGUGCGGUGCCGCCUGGUGCCCCUGACCCCACCCAGGGACCCUGUGUCUUCAGGUGGCCCCUUCCUGGGGGGCCUGAGUUGCUCACGUCACAAACCACUCUCCAGGCCCCGUGUCACCUCGUGUUCCUCUCUGCUCCCCCAGGCCUGUGUCACCUCAUGCCCCUCUAUCCCUGGGGCGCCUGCCACUUUGUGCCCCACUCUGGCCUCAGGGCCUGUGUCACCUCGUGCCCCCACUUUACUGCCCACGAACACUGACCUGCAAGUUGGGUCCUUCCUACACCUGUGGCCCCUCCGCUGGGCCUGGGGGCUGGUGGCUGGCCACCAGCGCCUGGCCAGGGCCGAAGGGGCAGCCCAUCCAGGGAAUCAACCCGUGUACCUCACUUAGUGACCCCAGCAGCAUCCAGGCUGGGUUUCUUGGGUGCUUGGGGCGGAGGGGACGCUUUGGUCUGGGGGCUUCAGCCCUGGCUGGGCAUGGAUGUCCUGAGGCCUGUGGCUGGCUACGCAGGCCCUCUGGCCCCACAGCCCCGCCCGUGCCCGCCUCUUCCGGAGGCACUUAUCCCCGUGGGCGGCAGGGCGGGGCGCUUGGCACCCCUGCAUCAGUGCCCUCCGUCACGAGCCGAGGGGGUUUUCUACAGUGACCUCAUUCUCACUUUGUCUCGUGUCUUUCUCUGGACUCAAGGACCACCUUGACCCCCAGCUCUGCCUGCUGCUGGGGGUGGCCCUGCAGCUCGGCCCUGCCCUCUCGCCAGCCUUGCCCCUGCCCGGGGCUGGGCCCGCGGGUCCUCAGCUCGCUCCCCAGGGCCCCCCGAUGCCUUCUGCAAGCCCCCUUCCCUGGAGCCCUGGGGCAGUGGCUGGACCUCUCCCCAACUUGGGCCCUUGGCCAGACCAAGGCCAUUUGGCUGGUCACUAUGCAAAGGCUGCCCAGGGAGGCUCCAUGGGCAGCAAAGUGGGUGCUGACCAGGCCCCCAACUCCCUUGCCUGCUGGCUGUGACCCCUAAAGAACAGAAUGAACUCCUUCUUCUCCCUGCUUGAGCUCUGCCCCCACCUCCCACCCCGCCGCCUGCGAUGGGACCUCUGCCUGGGCCUCGGCUGGCGGGAGCCCCUCCACUCCAGAUCACAGUUAAUAAAUGGCCGCUUGCACCCGC